This is a messenger RNA of Boeremia exigua, 867 nucleotides long. RefSeq lists its product as uncharacterized. The record is from RefSeq and is a predicted model, not a curated record. Lineage: Eukaryota; Fungi; Ascomycota; Dothideomycetes; Pleosporales; Didymellaceae. The transcript has a single exon. Bases 1 to 867 code for a protein of 288 amino acids.
AUGGACAACUCAAACUUCGUGACCCCAUACCAGCUAGAGUUCAAUAUGCACACCAUGCAACACCCGCAAGAGUACGAUGUUUGGCAUCAUCAGAACAUCGGCGACGGCCAACUUCUCUCCAAGAAAAUCGGUACUUUCUUGACUAUCCCCGAUGCUCAGUAUGCCGCCAAAGAUGCCCUAUGGUCUGUGCUGGACCACUAUGUUCGGGGAGGAUGGACUGGCUUCUACCAUGACACAAUCAAUCUCGAGCUCAGGGGUCUAGUCACUGGUAUGGUCGGCCCAGGUCAAUAUGAGGCCUUGAGCGAGAUCCAGAUCCACGCUAGACCCCUAGUCUAUGCGCCCCUGCGGAGCCACCCAGACGUUGGCCAUGCAUCCAACGCUCGCCCUCACCACAACACCCAAAGUGCUAUCACUCCGCAUGCUGCACCCCAUACAUACACACCAAAAAUCGUGCCUGACGUCAACUUGAACACCACCCCCCCACACCCACACUCCUUCUCGCAGACGCGCCCCCCAUACCCCAAUCGCCCGCUAACCUUCAUCCCCCGCCUCUCUGGCAUUUACGACGAUGUCAUAACCCUGUCCCCGCACCGCCCUACCACGGAACGUGUUGCAGCGGUCAAGUCGCAGAAACGCACCCGCUCCACUCGCCAGCACAAAUCCCAGCGCACAUCCCAUACCCCGCAAGCACCCGCUGCUGCACCCACGGGUCCUUCUCACGUCGACCCUGGCAACUUCCCGUAUCUCGGCCGCCGCCAUUCGGCGAGCGACCACCACGAGCGCAUUGUUGCAGAUACAGACCAGGGAGGUGAUUCGUCACAGCGCCACUUCCAGACAGGUAACAAGUUCUCGCGGUCAGAGAAUUGA